AUGCAAGCACUAGAUAUAUCUUAUAACAUAACGAACAACGAUACUGGACGAGAUGGUUUACAAUGCGAUCUUUAUCUCAAUAUUUCUGCUACCUAUCGAGAACAGCAUCAGUUAACUCAAGCACGUGAAAUAAGCGAUCGGUCUAAGAAGAUUGCUAUUGAGCUAGAAGAUCAAAUUCGCCUGGCGUUGUGUUUAGAUGAUCUUGGUGAAAUAAGUAGAAUGCAAAAAUUGUAUAAGGAAGCAUUUCAAUGCUAUGAUGAAUCUCUAAAAUUGAAAUCGGAAAUAUCCAAUGGUGAGAAUAUGAUGGUUGCGGAUAGUUAUUACGGCAUAGGCAAUGCCUAUUUCGAUCAAUUCAAACUUAGCGAUGCUCUAUCUGUGUAUAAAAAAUGCCUCAAUAUUCGAUCAAAUGUUUUAAAUAUUGAAAAUCUAGACAUUGCUGAGGUAUUACAUAGUAUUGCUAGUAUUUAUGCGGCAGAGUUUAAAUUCGAAGAUGCGUUAUCUUUGUAUCAAAAAGUUAUUGAUAUUCGAUUGAAAGAGUUGGGCGAUUGCAGCUUAAAAAUAGCUUGUUCUUAUGACAGUGUAGGACAAGUUUACUUGAAUCAAUGUAAAUAUGAUCAGGCAUUAUCUAUAUUUGAGAAAUCUCGAAAUAUUCGUUUGAAUAUACUAGGGGGUCAAAGUAUGGAAAUGGCACAGUCCUAUUGUAACGUGGGAAACAUUUAUACUGCUCUAUGCAGAUAUAAUGAAGCUUUAGUAAUGUAUAGGAAAUCGCUCAAUCUUAGACUGGAAUUCCUUGGUAGUACUCACGUAGAGGUGGCCAAUCUUUAUUGCAAUAUUGGAAAUGUUUUAAUCCAACAGUUUGAAUAUCGUGAAGCCAUAUCUAUGCAUCAAAAUGCACUCACAAUUCGACUGCAGUUACUGAAUAUCAAUAGUAUAGAAGUAGCUGAUUCCUAUAAUCAUAUUGGAAGAAUUUACUCAGAACAGUUGAAACAUGAAGAUGCCUUAUCUUAUGCUCGAAAGUCUUAUGAUAUCAAAGCAGAUAUUUUAGGAAACAAUAAUAUUUAUGUGGCCCAAUCUCUUUAUAGCAUAGGAAAUAUUUAUAAUCGCCAAUCAGAUUAUUAUAAUGCUCAUUUAAUGUAUCGAAAAUCUCUAGAUAUACACUUACAAUUAUUCGAAAAGGACCAUUUAUUAAUUGCAACUUCAUACAAUAAUAUUGGUCAUAAUUUUUUGAGUCAAUUUAAGUACGAAGAGGCUAUAGAAAUGUUUGAAAAAGCUUUGAAGAUCCGAUUGCAACUAUUAGGCGAUAAUAAUCUACAAACUGCUCAAUCAUUUAACUACAUAGGCCUUGUUUAUACCAGACAAUCUAAAUAUAAUGAAGCCUUAUUAAUGUUUGAAAAGUCCUUAGCUGUCAAAUUAGUUACGUUAGGACGUACCCAUUUGGAAAUUGCCGUUUCCUAUGUCUAUAUAGGAAAUAUCUAUUCAUUACAAUCGAGAUAUGAAGGUGCCUUAGCCAUGUAUCAGAAGUCUUUAAAUAUCAGAACUGAAUUAUUAGGGAAUAAUAAUUUGUUGGUGGCUGCAUCUUAUAAUAGCAUUGGAAUCAUAUUUUCUCAUCAGAAUAAAUACGACGAUGCUCUCAUAAUGCAUAGGCAAUCGUUAAAGAUUAGAUCGGAAAUUUUAGGUAGUACAAACUCGAAAGUAGCGGAAUCGUUAAAUGAUAUUGGACUUAUUUACUGCUAUCAAUCUAAAUAUGAAGAUGCUUUAUCAGCAUAUCAGAAAGCUUUAAAAAUUCAAUUAGAGGUAUUACCUCAGGAUAGCUUAGAAAUAGCUACUACUUAUAAUCAUAUAGCAACGAUCAACAAUUUACAAUCUAAGCAUGAAAAUGCACUUUUGAUGUAUGAAAAGUCUCUAUACAUUCGAGUAAAACUAUUAGGAGAAAAUAGUUUACAAGCAGCGGAAUCAUAUAGCGAUAUUGGUAAUGUUUACACAAAUCAGUCUAAAUUUAAUGAGGCCCUAUCUAUGUUCGAAAAAUCGCUAGAAAUCCGUUUGAAAAUAUUACCACGAGAUCAUUUAGAUAUCGCGAUGUCUUAUGCCAACAUUGGAGUUAUCUUUUCUCAUCAAUCAAAAUAUAACGAAGCCUCUGCUAUGUAUCAGAAAUCUUUAGAUAUUCGACUAAAAGUAUUAGGCGAUACUAACAUCCAUACAGCUUCUUCUUAUGGAGAUAUUGCAUUAAUACAUUGCUAUCGAUCACAAUAUGAUAAAGCUCUAGCGACGUAUCAGAAAUCAUUGGAUAUUUUAAAGAAAGUAUUAGGCAAUUAUAAUAUCCAUGUUGCUAAUUCCCAUCAUAAUAUCGGUAAUGUAUAUAAAAAGCAGCAUAAGUAUCAAGAUGCACUGAGUAACUAUAAUGAAUCACUUACCAUUCGUAAAAAGAUAUUAGGUGAUAAUCAUGUGGAUAUUGUUGGCUCCUAUACAAAUAUAGGGGAUGUUUAUUCGUUACAAGCGGAUUACGACGAAGCUUUAACAAUGUAUAAUAAAGCAUUAACGAUACAAUUAGCUGUACUUGGAAGUGAAAAUCUAGAAGUUGCAGUUUCAUUCGAAAACAUCGGCGAUGUUUUCUAUCACCAGCACAGAUAUGCAGAUGCAUUGAUAAUGAGUAAAAAAUGCUUAGCUGCUCGAUUAAGCAUUUUCGGCGAGAAUAAUUUAGAAGUUGCAGAUUGCUAUAAUAAUAUAGGCAAAAUUUAUUGUAGUCAAAAAAAAUAUGAAGAAGGAUUGUCCAUGUAUCAGAAAUCAUUAAAUAUUCGUUUGGAAAUUUCAGAAGAGAACAAUUUGGAUGUUGCUGAUUCCUACAAUCGGAUUGGACAGGUAUAUUGUCACCAGCAUAAAUACGUUUAUGCGCUGGAUAUGUAUCAUAAAUCACUUCAAGUUCGACUGGAAGUAUUGGGAGAAGAAAAUUUACAAGUUGCCAAUGUACAGAAUAAAAUUGCUAAUACCCACUUUCGCUUAGGCCAAUUUAAUGAUGCCCUAAAUAUGUAUCAGAAAUCGCUUAAUACACGAAAAAAGUUGUUAGAGGAUUGCCAUAUAGAGAUACUUAACUUAUAUACUAAUUUGGGUAGCGUUUACAGGAAAUUAUCUAAAGUUAAAGAGUCUAUAGCAAUGUAUGAGAAUGUUCUCAAAAUCCAAAUUAAACUAUAUAAACGGAAAGAUUCCAGGAUUUCUAAUACUCAGGAGAUUUUAGCGAGAUUGAAGCAGAAGCAAAAUACUUCUUCAUUUCCGCUUGGCCAGUUAUCCUCUAUAAUCCGAUAUAAUAUCGGACAACGUUGCACUAGUCAACCUCAAACCUCAACUGUUCAAAUCGAGUCUGCAAUUAAAUCACAAGGUUUAAUUUCCAUUUUAUAA
Molecule: messenger RNA, 3390 nt
Organism: Trichoplax adhaerens
Lineage: Eukaryota; Metazoa; Placozoa; Uniplacotomia; Trichoplacea; Trichoplacidae
Exons: 1
Coding region: 1-3390 (1129 amino acids)
Molecular function (GO): protein binding
Source: RefSeq, a predicted model, not a curated record